Molecule: messenger RNA, 1291 nt
Organism: Drosophila innubila
Lineage: Eukaryota; Metazoa; Arthropoda; Insecta; Diptera; Drosophilidae
Product: 4-hydroxyphenylpyruvate dioxygenase
Exons: 5
Coding region: 88-1230 (380 amino acids)
Biological process (GO): L-tyrosine catabolic process
Cellular component (GO): Golgi membrane; endoplasmic reticulum membrane
Molecular function (GO): 4-hydroxyphenylpyruvate dioxygenase activity
Source: RefSeq, a predicted model, not a curated record
UCAACUUGCGAAGAUCGUCUGAAGAUCAACGGAACAUUUAUAAAACGCGUGUGAGGAGAGUUUUGAAUAAAUUGAGUCUGAGUGAUAAUGACCAGCUAUACUGACAAAGGAACCAAACCAGAAGCCGGCAAAUUCUUAAGCUUUGAUCAUCUAACGUUUUACGUUGGUAACGCCAAGCAGGCGGCCAGUUAUUAUACAACCCGUUUGGGCUUUGAACCUCUUGGCUAUCAGGGAUUGGAGACGGGAGAGCGACGCUACGCGAAACAUGCAGUGCGACAAAAUAAGAUUGUCUUCGUGUUUGUAUCGGCCUACACGACCGAUGACAAGGAGCAUGGAAUGCACCUGAUGCAGCAUGGUGAUGGUGUCAAGGAUGUGGCCUUCGAAGUGGAGGAUUUGAACGCAAUCUUUAAUUUGGCGGUAUCACGCGGUGCCGAAGUCGUACGCGAUAUCUGGGAGGAGAACGAUGCAUAUGGCUUUGUGAGAUUUGCCACCAUUAAGACGUACGGAGACACUACGCACACUUUCGUGGAACGUAAUGGGUACAAGGGUGACUUCUUACCUGGCUUUCAGCGCGGUGUUGAAGACGUUCUGCUGAAGAAUUUGCCGCCAGCCAAGUUGAACUUCAUUGAUCAUGUGGUUGGCAAUCAGCCGGAUUUGCAGAUGGAAAGUGUGGCUGCUUGGUAUGAGCGCAUUUUGCAAUUCCAUCGCUUUUGGUCUGUCGAUGAUUCGCAGAUCCAUACAGAGUAUUCGGCAUUGCGCUCAAUUGUAAUGGCCAACUACGAGGAGACGGUCAAGAUGCCCAUCAAUGAGCCAGCUAAUGGCAAGAAAAAGUCGCAGAUUCAAGAAUAUGUCGACUACUAUGGCGGAGCAGGUGUUCAACAUAUUGCUCUCAAUACUGAUGAUAUCAUUGGAGCUGUGAGCAACUUGAGAGCACGUGGUACAGAAUUCCUGACCAUUCCAUCGUCGUACUACGAUAUUCUGCAGGAGCAGUUGUCUCACAGUCGCACUAAAAUCAAGGAAGACAUGGAAAUCUUAAAGAAACUGAACAUUCUGGUGGAUUUCGAUGAGAACGGUUACCUGUUGCAGAUCUUUACGAAGAACUGUCAGGACAGGCCAACGCUCUUCCUGGAGGUCAUUCAGCGUUUUAAUCAUAAUGGUUUUGGCGCUGGCAACUUUAAGUCGCUCUUUACUGCCAUUGAGAUCGAGCAGGCCAAACGUGGCAAUUUGUAAAAUGCAAUUGUUAUAAAAAAACGGUCAUCUUGAAUAAAAUGCGAGCAGAAUAUUAAAAAUA